Blepharisma stoltei is the source of this 1040-nucleotide messenger RNA. NCBI's taxonomy places the organism in Eukaryota, Ciliophora, Heterotrichea, Heterotrichida, Blepharismidae. The record is from the annotation of a GenBank genome assembly.
AUGGAGCCUUGCACCCACUACGCCAGAGGAUGCGACCUUUUAUCCUUAUGCUGUGAAGAGUUUUUCGCAUGCAGAUAUUGUCAUGAUCGGGUUAAGUAUGAAGAGGAAAAAGAUUUGACAAAAAGGCACAAAAUGGUCAGGGCUGAUGUGAAUACAGUUAGAUGCCGUGAAUGCAUGCAUAUUCAGGGCAUUGCUCAGUACUGUGAAGUCUGUGGGAACUGCUUACUUCAAAAAUCUUUUGUUUGUAGAGGAGAGUUAAUUUCUUUUUUUGUUCAAAAUUAAAAAUAAUCACAAUUUGUAAUAAUUUAAACUAAAUAUCAAUUUAACUUGUAAAAAUUUAUUUUAAAAUGCAAGUUGUUUUAAAUUAAACAGAUUUAGCUAUAGAUUUCAUAUAAUAAUUAUUACGUAUUAUAAAAAAAUUUUUUAUAACAACUUUUUAUUCACUCACAGAGGGUGGGUUCUGGCAAAAAAUAUGGUUUUGUUUGCUCGCGGCGGGGGGUGAGUUAGGCAACUAUUUCUGUGGGAUCUGCCACUUAUUUGACCACGAUAUGUCUAAACAAAUUUAUCACUGCGAUAAAUGCGGAAUAUGUCGUGUAGGUCCUAGAGAAAAUUUUUUCCACUGUGACACUUGUGAAGCGUGCCUUAGCAUUGCUUUGCGAGACUCUCACGUCUGCAUACCAGGUGUUUUGAAAUCUAACUGUGCUGUAUGCCAAGAAGAUAUGUUUACAAGUAGGGAAUCAGUUAUUCCCAUUAGGUGUGGACAUUUUAUACAUAAUUCUUGUUUGAGGGAUAUGAUGGAGCAUCAUCGAUAUACCUGUCCAAUCUGCUGUAAGUCUAUUGCUGAUUUUUCAGAUUUUUAUCAAGAAUUGGACCAAGAAGUCGCUUCGACUCCAAUGCCACCAGAAUACGAAAACGUUUGGUGUACUAUUCUGUGCAAUGAUUGCUUGAAGUAAGCUUUAGUCAGAAAAAACGAAGUCAAGUUUCAUAUUAUUGGGAUGAAAUGCCCAAACUGUGGGUCUUAUAAUACAGCAAGAUCUUAA